UUGGUUUGCCAACCACCUCAAAAGUUAAUAGAAGAAGAAGGAAAACGAAUUGGUGUUAAAUUUUGGGUUAAACUGUAGUAUGUGAGUUGUCCACAUGUUGCUGGUGUCUUCGACUUAGCCAGUGUAGUUGUGAAGCCGACUGAGCCGUCGUUAGUCUGCAUUGUCAUGCAGGAGGAGUUGAACACCGUCAGGUCCUGGUUUACCAGCCCUGUGUACAGCCGCUACUGGCAGCACUAUGAGCAAUCCAUGGCCUGGUACCAGAGGCACAGGCGUGCCUACAAAAAGGCCUUGCAGGCCGCUUAUGGCCCUGGCUACCACCCUCAGCAGUAUCCUCGCAGUUGCCAUCGCUACGCCAACUGUCACAGUGGCGCGAGCAAAAGCAAAAAAGGACAGAAUGACAGCGAGAUUGACUGUAACAUCAGCAACAUCGAGAUCAGCGUGGAACUACGGCAGUACUUUGCACAAACGGAGCGACACAAAGAGGAGCGGAAGAAGCAGCAGCAGAUUGAGGCGGAGCAGCACGACAAAUACGUGCCAGCAGACCAGGACCUACACUGUGUCCUCUCGCGAAGCAGCGUGGCUCCGCCCUCUGAGCGGCCCGGUGAGAGACGCGUGGCUGAGAUGAAGAAGCUGUAUGGUAAAGACGCGGCGAAGAUUCAGGCCAUGGAGACUGCAAUGCAAAUGACGUUUGACAGGAACUGUGACCUCAAACAGCCCAAGUACUGGCCUGUCAUUCCACUGAAGCUGUAACAGCUGUGG
Messenger RNA from Thalassophryne amazonica, 759 nucleotides. RefSeq names its product gem (nuclear organelle) associated protein 8 (gene gemin8). The transcript is spliced from 4 exons. The record is from RefSeq and is a predicted model, not a curated record. Gene Ontology annotation, cellular component: SMN complex. Gene Ontology annotation, biological process: spliceosomal snRNP assembly. Lineage: Eukaryota; Metazoa; Chordata; Actinopteri; Batrachoidiformes; Batrachoididae. The coding region runs from base 166 to 750 and encodes 194 amino acids.